Aspergillus caelatus is the source of this 516-nucleotide messenger RNA. Its product is annotated as DUF1993 domain-containing protein. Bases 1 to 516 code for a protein of 171 amino acids. The record is from RefSeq and is a predicted model, not a curated record. The transcript has a single exon. NCBI's taxonomy places the organism in Eukaryota, Fungi, Ascomycota, Eurotiomycetes, Eurotiales, Aspergillaceae.
AUGGCCCACACCUUCUACGACGGAACCAUCCCGGUAGUCCAAGCCAUCCUCAACUCCCUCUCCCACAUCCUCCAUCAAGCUGGGCAACACCCCAAUGCCACCACUCUCCUCGCAGCCCGCCUCCAUGAGGACAUGUACCCACUAACCGACCAAGUCCGCAUCGCGACCCAGUUCUCCGAGAACCUAGUCGCAAGACUGACCGGUCGAGAGCCGGUGAUGUUCGAUGGCAGUCCCACGACAUUUGCCGAGUGCUACGAGCGUAUUGAGACGGUGUUGAAGGCGUCUAACGAGGCCGAUAAGGACGUCGUCAAUCAACAUGCUGACGUUGUCGCGACGACGAAGAUGGGCCCCGAAAAGGCGGUUGAUAUGACUGCUGCGGCGUAUGCUCAUAGCGUUGCCUUGCCCAACAUCUAUUUUCAUCUUACUACUGCGUAUGGGAUUCUAAGGAAGGAAGGCGUGCCGUUGGGUAAGCGGGAUUAUUAUGUUGGGUUUUUCCCACAUCUUGGGGGCCAGUAG